CAACGCCUUGGGAUGCUUGGGAAGCUCUUCAACCUCGGCGCUGGCUCCGGGACGGGGCCGCUGCUCUCAGCUCAGCCCCCGCCAGCCAGACCCUUUCCUCUGGAGUCGGUCCAAGAAGACAUUCACACGCGGCACCUGCUCUUUCCGGACCCCCAGGACCUGUAUGAGCACCGCGUUAACCAGCUGUACCCGCUAUCCAGCGGCGCCACCACUCCUACCGGAUCUUCGACGAACGCCUUUGAUUACAAUGCCGACAUCGAGCUCGACGUGCGCGAUGUCCGCAUCAUUAUCAUGCAGGACGCCCUGAGCUCUGUCGCGGCCUCCCUCCUCUAUGACAGUCAGCCUGCGCCUCCCGUCCCGACCGCAUCCAUGGACCGGCCCUCUGCGACUGCCGGGUCUUAUUCCGUCCAGGAGCCCCGCCGGACCCCGGCCUCCCCGCGGAAACCCAGCGUCAGCUACUCGCAGCGCCCCGCUGUCAUCCAACCCGGUAGCCCCAAGAUCCGCCAAGGCGCAUUCGACAGGAGGCCCUCAGUCCACAGUCGCGGCCAGGGUCAUGUCGAGAGCGAAUCCCAGCGCGCCUGGCGCGAGUACCGCGAGGAGCUGGCCAUCUUUUCCAGCUGCAUAUUUGGCAAUUCGGAGCUUAUGGCAUACAAAGGCACCUCGACCAAGGUUCACGUCGUGCCUUCAGACGCACGACCGGCCGAGUCCCCCUCCGUUUUUGGCGACGGCCGGGGAUCCUUGGGCAGGUCUACCAUGAGGGCAAGCCGGCUCUCACAGUCCUUUUCUUCCUCCGAAAGCCCUUCGCCCUUUCCGCCACCUGCUCCGUCAGGCGGCCCGACCCGGACACACGACCGAAAAAAGGUUCUGAUAACGAGAUUGUUCCCUGUUAAUCUCCCUCUUGACGACGACCUGCCAUGUCUCCAUGGCACCUUCUCCGAAGAAAUGACAGGUUACCCGUUUCCGCACAGCACCGAGGAAGUGAAGGCCAGGAAGAAGAAGUUUCAGCCCAGGCAAAAGAGGACUCCCAUGUAUGCCGUCGCCCUCAUCAUCACCCUGCCUUCCUCCACGGCCCAUUCCACGCCGGCCACCGUGCGAUCCAGUUUCAGAGGUCCCAGCUCGUAUGCCGAGCAAGACUCGUUCCCGUCAUCAUUUGGCUCCACCCGACGCUCCGGCUGGGCGUUGGUGCAAGGUGGGCUCGGCGGACCGGAUUCCUUCGAGACCAAUUACGGCAUAGACAUGGAGGAUCAAAUCGACGCCAUUACGCAGCACUGGGACAUAAUCAUGCGCACCCUGAGCCAUUUGCAAUUUCUUGUUUCCGGCACCCUUUUUACCAUGCUCAAACAAACUGAUCUCUCCACCCCGGAUCCGCUUCCUCUCCAGCUAGCCAGGGCUUCGUCGGUAUCUGGCAGGCGCCGCGAGGACGGGCAGCCGGUCAAGAAUCCCAAAACAAACGCCAAGCAUAUCACGCUGCUUCCCAACUGUCUCCUGGACAAUCGAACCAUCAGCACCGAGGUUGAAUUCGCGAAGACACGAAUUGUCGCCGGUAUCCGGGCUUGCCGCGUGACUACAGGACAGAACAGGUGGCCGAUUUGGCGGGAGGAAGCUCGCUGGGUAGCCAAGUGGGCUGGCGCAAGGGAGCAGGGCUUUUUCUUCUUCAACCUGCUCACAGGAUUCUUGGCAACGCACACCGACUGGCUCCAGGCAUUGAGCCCACCCGCGUAUCGCCGUCGACACCUUAUCCAGCAGCAGCAGAAAGGCCGGUCCGACGAAGAUACUAUGGUCCCCGCUCGGACCGUCAUACUGAGCGACAACAAGAUAGCUGCGCGACGGCUUGUUUUUCUUCUGUCCGCAUUCUUGCCAGCUUCCCAGCAGCUUACAGGAAUACGAACUCACCAGCCUAGCACCCCAGCAUCCUUUGGCGGCCUCUCGCAGUCGCCUCCGUCUUUUGUUGUCCCCGUUCUCAAGGAAGAAUCUUUGCGCAGGAAGCUCAACCGCCGGACAGGCUCGCGUAUGCCGUCUCACUCCCGCAACCUGAGCCUGCAGACGCACAACGUGCGUCCCGGUGCUGUUCCGCCGCCUCUGGCGCACCUUAGCAUGGAAGCCAAACAUGAGCGGCGGGCUUCGGAUGCCGCUUCAAUCCGGGCCACCCACUUGCCUAUCCGAGGGAGCGACCCGAACGCGCGGAAGAGCGGCGCUGCCACUACCGCGACCAUCACCCCCGAGACUAGCAUUCCGCACUUCUCUACCGUUCACCGGCCCGAACUCUUCGCACAAGGACUCCCUGGGAGCAGCAACAGCGCAGCCGCCGAUGAUCUGAAGCGAUUGACUAGGGAUGAUAGCCCGGCGUCUCAGGGUUCCACGGCCGGGGAACGGAGGCAGAGUUCGAGAUGGAGUGUCAUCAGCGGCCUUUGGAAUGCUCGGAGGCGAGACUCGACGGGCAGAUCUCCUGCGCCGAAUGAGGGACAAACUGCAAGACCGGGGCCUCCUGCAAAAGCGCGCCAGCCUUCGAUUGCCGGGUCUUCCAAGACGACCCCAGAGGCCGGGUGUGCUGGAGGUCCGAAGUGCGCACCAACUGCCGUUGCCCGCGAGGAUGUGGCCACCGGUCCCAGAGAUCCCACCGCUCCGCCCCGGGCCUCUGCUGAUACCUUGGGGCCCAGGGAGCGAACCGGUGCCGUGCAGAAGACGGAGAGGACUCCAGACCCAACCGGCGCCUUUGAGUCGCCGGUCAAGACCUCAAUCAACAUCGACGAUGGCGUUAUUGAUGUGGAUGUCCCGUUGCCGGAUUUCAUCACAUCCUUCGAGAGCGCAGUGAGCUCGCCAUCUAGCAGCGGCUAUCUCUCUGCUUCGGGUUUUGGUACUGGUCUCGAUGCGUUCGAGCAGUCCUUCCGCUUCGCUGCCGACGAAGACAUCCCGCUCAACGUUGCCGGUUGGUUGCAGUACUACCACCCGGACUUUGUGUUGCAGGCACUCCCGGCUCAGCACUCCGACAUCCUGGAGCAAAUCAAGGAAUCGAUGCGCGCCGAGCCUACCCCGACACUAUACCCUGCAACAGCAUCGGAGGAAACGGCCACAGAAAAGUGGAUCGACAUCACCUCGGCCAUCGUGGCCGACACAACUACGUUUACUAUCACAAGCAUACGUUGCCGCCGUCUGGUCAAGCUAACCCGGAAUACCUCUGCACCGCCAACCUCAACCACGCCAUCGACUCCCGCGGUGUCGGCGGCCACGACCCCGCCAUCGUAUGAGACGCAACUGAAGGAGGAGUUCAUCGAAGAACCCGUCGUUGUCUUUGACGACGCUCUCAUCGAGGCUGUCGAGCGCGUCAUUGCCGCGGCCGGCACCAGUACUGAAACGACGGCGAGCAAAGCGAACUCGACCAGCUCGUCUAGGUCGACUAGCAAGCGCAGAGAGAGGGACAGGAGGGAUAGCUUGUCGGCUGCUGCUGCUGCGGCGGCGGCGGCGGCCGGGUCGCCGGCAGAUGCACGUUCCGACCAUGGCGAGGUUCAGCAAGGGCAGGGGCAGGCUCAGCAUCAUCAUCAUCCAGGGCAGGCACUCGUGCCGGUGGUGGUGUCUGCGCGGGAAGUGCCGCGGUCCAAGUGCAAGACUGUGCUGCUGUCGGCAUUGGAGGAUAUUAUCCAGGAUGUUAUUAUGGAGAGAGAGCAAGACCAGGAGCUGGAUCAGCGUGGGGCCGGGCCCGCUGCCGCUGUUGCUGCGAGGGAGAGGACGAGGGAGAAGGAGAGCCCCCUGCGUGGAGCGGUCAGGGCUUGGAUAGAGAGCUUGGAUCUCGUUGGUGAUUCUUGA
Messenger RNA from Parathielavia appendiculata, 3801 nucleotides. RefSeq lists its product as uncharacterized. NCBI's taxonomy places the organism in Eukaryota, Fungi, Ascomycota, Sordariomycetes, Sordariales, Chaetomiaceae. The annotation marks the transcript as partial. Gene Ontology annotation, cellular component: cytoplasm. The record is from RefSeq and is a predicted model, not a curated record. The transcript has a single exon. Gene Ontology annotation, molecular function: ATPase inhibitor activity; protein-folding chaperone binding.